This is a messenger RNA of Varanus komodoensis (Komodo dragon), 1665 nucleotides long. RefSeq names its product Zic family member 4 (gene ZIC4). Lineage: Eukaryota; Metazoa; Chordata; Lepidosauria; Squamata; Varanidae. Bases 10 to 1665 code for a protein of 551 amino acids. Gene Ontology annotation, biological process: central nervous system development; regulation of transcription by RNA polymerase II. Gene Ontology annotation, molecular function: DNA-binding transcription factor activity, RNA polymerase II-specific; RNA polymerase II cis-regulatory region sequence-specific DNA binding. Gene Ontology annotation, cellular component: nucleus. The record is from RefSeq and is a predicted model, not a curated record. The transcript is spliced from 2 exons.
AGCCCAGUAAUGGACUCUGCUGCGCUUCCCAAGCGGAACACGGCGCUGCAAUUAGUGGGCUUAGCAGGGACUCGUCCUCGUCCUCGUCCUCAUCCUCAUCCUCGCCACCGCCACCGCCACCUCCAUUCCCCUCAGAGCAUGACAGGGUUCGCCGGGCAUCCCCACGCUGUGGCUCCCACGCACCCCAGGGAGUGCGCUGCAGAAUCCCGCCUCGGGCUGAGUCCGUUCCGCUCAGAAAUCAUGGGACACCACCAUCUCCAUCACCACCACCACCACCACCACCCUCCUCAUCACUCCGCGGCCCUUAAGCUCAGCCCUGCCCCUCCGCCUUAUCCCCCCCACCCUGUGGCAGGCCAAGGUGAGGUGGCUUCCAGUCCAACAGGAGUCUUUGGCCCGGUGCAUCCAACCAGCGUCCCCUAUGCCGUCCCUCACCCGAGCCAGGCGCUUUCGGCAGGUAGGGAUCUCUUCCUGCGCAGAGACCUGACAGUCCCAGUCAUGCCAGGGCUCCCUUCUCGGCACUCUGCCGCUGCCGCUGCAAGUUCUCAUCACGGAAUGUUUGUCUCAACAACAGGUAGCUACCCCGGACACCAUGCUCUCCACCACCACUUCCACCACCACCACCCAGAAGCCGGGACUCCCUCGCUUUUUACUGGACUGCACCAUGAGCAACCUCCCCACACAUCUCCAGGUGGCCAUCUAAACGGACAGAUAAGACUGGGGCUACCUGGAGAAAUGUAUGCCAGGUCUGAGCCUUUCUCGCCAGUGCCAGUGUCCAGGACAGAUCCUUUCGCUGCUUCCUCCUUCCACAGCUACGGUGGCAUGAACCUGAACGUGAAUUUGGCCCCACACCAUGGCCCUGGGGCUUUCUUUCGCUACAUGAGACAGCCCAUCAAGCAGGAGCUCAUCUGCAAGUGGAUCGAACUGGAUCAGGCUCCCAAAAAAUUAUGCUCGAAAACUUUCAGCACCAUGCACGAGCUGGUGACUCACGUCACGGUGGAGCACGUCGGGGGGCCCGAGCAGUCCAACCACAUCUGCUUCUGGGAAGAGUGUCCCAGGGAAGGGAAGCCUUUCAAGGCCAAAUACAAACUGGUCAACCACAUCCGCGUCCACACGGGCGAGAAGCCCUUCCCCUGCCCUUUCCCGGGAUGCGGGAAAGUCUUUGCUCGGUCGGAGAAUCUCAAAAUCCACAAAAGGACGCACACAGGAGAGAAGCCCUUCAAGUGCGAGUUCGAGGGCUGCGAGAGGCGCUUCGCCAACAGCAGCGACAGGAAGAAGCAUUCCCACGUGCACACGAGCGACAAGCCCUACAACUGCAAAGUGCGAGGCUGCGACAAGUCGUACACGCACCCCAGCUCCUUGCGGAAGCACAUGAAAGUCCACUGCAAGUCCCCUCCUCCCAGCUCGGGCUACGAGUCGUCCACCCCGUCGCUGGUGUCGCCGUCGUCCGACUGCGGCCGGGAGCCUCCUCAGCCGCCGCCGCCGCCGCCGCCGCCGCCUCCGCCUGCAGCAGCGGCGUCUUCCACCCAGGCGGCAGCCAACCUGAGCGAAUGGUACGUGUGUCAGAGCUCAGGGGCCAGCGGCAUCCCGACUCCACCCAGUAACUCUCCGUCACCUCACCCGGGAGAGGCCGCUUACACAAACUGCGAGCCCCGGCCCACUUAUUAA